Poecilia latipinna (sailfin molly) is the source of this 2410-nucleotide messenger RNA. RefSeq names its product complement factor H-related protein 4-like. Bases 41 to 2320 code for a protein of 759 amino acids. The record is from RefSeq and is a predicted model, not a curated record. The transcript is spliced from 13 exons. NCBI's taxonomy places the organism in Eukaryota, Metazoa, Chordata, Actinopteri, Cyprinodontiformes, Poeciliidae.
AGUAAACUUUUCCUCAGAAAACAUCAAGUCAACACAGGCAAUGAAGCCUCUGUGGUUUAUGUUCCUGGUUCUCCCGGCGUUUCUGAACGUGGAAUUUUCCUGGUCACAGAAUGCAAUAAGAUGUUCCGUACCUCAGAUUGAACAUGGCCGUGUGGUUGGUACCGCUCAGGAGUACCAAGAAAAUGAAAUCUUAGAUUUUAGAUGUGAUCAAACUUAUAAACGGGCUGAUGAGAGAACUCCAAGAUGCACAAAAUUUGCAGGAAAAGCAGACUGGAGUCCCACACCUGCAUGUAAACCAAUUAAAUGUGACCUGGCUCUGGCAUCAAUCCCUGGGACGACCUACGACCCUUCAUACAAAAACAUGUUUUCACCUGGAGAAACAGUGAGAGUCACAUGUGGAGAGAAACACUGGAUUCUUGACAUGCAAACAACAGUGGCUGAUGUUACUUGUGGAAUCAGUGGAGACUGGGAUACGAGUCCGAUAUGCCAAGAGGUUACAUGCCCACGAUACAUAGACGAAGCACAUUUGUAUCGUUCUGUUAACGCUUGGGGCAGAAAUAAAAUAGGUGACAGAGUACGGUAUGACUGUGCCUACUAUUACGAUCCUGCAAGUUCAGACAGAAUGGCAACGUGCACCAGAGAGGGAUGGACACCGAAACCACUUUGUCGUGGGAGACAGUGUGAAAACCCUAACAUUGAAAACUCCAGAAUUACCAGAGGUAGUAAAAGAACUUACUACAACGGUGACCGACUCACAUAUGUAUGUUCGGGAGGGAAUCAGGAACCUGUUACUAUCACCUGUGAGCGAGGAGCCUGGGUAGGGAUAAAGCCAUGUCCAGAAGGGACAAGUUGCCAGAAACCUGAAAUUACAAAUGGAUUUGCAGUUGAACCCAGUAAAGGCACAAUUUAUUACGCAUGUAAUGAAAAUUUCAAACUUCCUACCAAAAGCUGGUGGGGUCUUGCCAAAUGUGAAAAUGGUGUGUUUGGCCAACUUCAUUCAUGUAUAGCAAAGACAUUGUGUGGAGAGGCUUCUCCAAUUUCCAAUGGAAAAAUGACCAUUUUAAGGACACGUGCUAGGAUUGAAUGCAAUGAAGGAUACGUUGCACAGAUUGCUGAACUGACUUGUGAUAAUGGAAGAUGGAAUUAUCAUGGGUUUACAGCAAAAACAAUCUGCCGUGCAACUGCUGAACACUGUGGCUCACCACCCAAAGUUGAGAAUGCAAUUGUCACCAUUUCAUACCAGAAGGAAUACUUGCAUGGCUCCUCUGUGACUUAUCUGUGCCGUGACAAAUAUAUGAUGGAGGAAGAAGCCUCCAUUACAUGCAAUGCUGGGAAAUGGGAAACGAGAAACAUCACAUGUGUCCGUAUGUGCAUGUUUCAUUCAAAAUGUUCUCCAAAUAUUAUUAAUGGCAUUGUUUUAGGCCUAAUCCCUGGGACGACCUACGACCCUUCAUACAAAAACAUGUUUUCACCUGGAGAAACAGUGAGAGUCACAUGUGGAGAGAAACACUGGAUUCUUGACAUGCAAACAACAGUGGCUGAUGUUACUUGUGGAAUCAGUGGAGACUGGGAUACGAGUCCGAUAUGCCAAGAGGUUACAUGCCCACGAUACAUAGACGAAGCACAUUUGUAUCGUUCUGUUAACGCUUGGGGCAGAAAUAAAAUAGGUGACAGAGUACGGUAUGACUGUGCCUACUAUUACGAUCCUGCAAGUUCAGACAGAAUGGCAACGUGCACCAGAGAGGGAUGGACACCGAAACCACUUUGUCGUGGGACACGGUGUGAAAACCCUAACAUUGAAAACUCCAGAAUUACCAGCAGUAAUAGAAGACCUUACUACAACGGUGACCGACUCACAUAUGAAUGUUUGGGAGGGAAUCAGGAAUCUGUUACUAUCACCUGUGAGCGAGGAGCCUGGGUAGGGAUAAAGCCAUGUCCAGCUCCUUCAAAUUGCUCAGCACCACCAGCUCUUGAAGAUGGAGACACCAAAGCAAUAAUCAGAUCAGAUUCAGAAUAUCAACAUGAUGAAAGAGUUGAAUAUCUGUGUCAGAAUAAGUACACUAUGGCUGGUGGCCCAUUUAAAACCUGUGACAACGGUGUAUGGAAAGGAGACAUCAGAUGCCUCAAGCCCUGCACCGUGACUCAACAAUUAAUGAACGAGCAUAACAUUCAGUUUGCACAUUUUGAGGACAGUAAGAUAUUUGUGCCGCAUACAGAUCACAUUGCAUUUGUUUGUAAAUCGGGGAAAAGACUCGAUGGCACAGUCCCGCUGCGUGUCCAGUGCAAUGAUGGUGAGAUUAACCUACCCACCUGCCAGUAAAAACUUUCAGUGAGUUUAAUAUGUAAAUGACUCACUACAAACAAUAAAGAAAAUUUCAAUUUCAAUUAAUAAAUGUUAGGUCUUCUGUCU